AUGAGCGCUUCAGUGAAGGAAACCAUCGUGAUAAAACCUGCACUGAAAGAAACUCCGUACCCAGCAGUGGGACAUAUCAAUCGGUCGAUGUCGAUUGAUACAUACGUAUAUUUGCCCAGAUUCGUGGGGCCCGGAUCGAACGUCACUGUGGCAGUGGGGAGGGACGCCGCCCUCACUUGCCGUGUCGAUAAUCUACAGACAUUUAAGGUGGCGUGGCUCCGAGUAGACACACAAACAAUAUUGACCAUAGCUGGUCAUGUAAUCACAAAGAAUCAUCGAGUGACGGUGAACCAUGGUGAUGGAGCGUGGACACUAGGCCUGAGAGACGUGAGCGAAGCUGACGGAGGUAGAUAUAUGUGUCAGGUCAAUACGGAGCCCAUGAUGAGUCAGACACAUUUGCUGCAGGUGGUAGUUCCGCCAGAUAUCAACGAUGAGAUCAGUAGUAGUGAAGUUUUAGUCAAAGAAGGAGAAAAUGCGGUGUUGAGAUGCGUCGCUUCAGGCACACCUGCACCUAUCAUAGCCUGGAGGAGGGAAGAUUCUAGACACUUUAAGAUUAAUAAUGGAACUUCUGGACACUAUGUUACCGACGACCUCAAGGACAAUAUGGACGUUGAACGCGAGCGCAGGGCACUGUCGGUGAGGGCGAACAUGCUGGCGCGCAGGUUUGCUCGUUGUACGGUGGAGGUGAAGGUCACUCUUUUCAGAGCAUACUGCACACCACUAUACUCGGGUGCCCUGUGGGCCAGCUAUACCCAAAACACGCUCAGAGCCCUGCGCACGCAAUACAAUAACGCCUUCAGGACGCUGUUGCGGCUGCCACGGUUUUGUAGUGCGUCUGCCAUGUUUGCUGAAGCCCGAGUGGAUAGCUUCAUGGCAGUUCUGCGCAAAAAAUCAGCUUCUCUGUUGAACAGAAUACGUGGCAGCAGUAACAGCCUCUUGAAAACAAUCGCGGGAAGAUGUACUAAGCACCACUUCAGCAUGUCUUCCCGAGGAUACCGUCAUACAUUGACGCUGCUUGUCAUCAAUAUAUCAAGAGACGAUGCGGGAGCAUACAGGUGCCAUGUCGAGAACAACCAAGGGAGAGCUCAAGCUGAACUGUUUUUGCACAUGUUGACGACGACUACUACGACAACGACUACAACGACAACCACAACAACUACAACCACCACUACGACCACAACUCCACCGGCCACUACCUUAUUACCUUAUGAUGUAGAAAGACACCUAGAGCAGCUCCAUCGAGGAGUUCUCGAAGACCCUGGGCUAGAAAACCCAUACAUCAUCCUUAGCCAACACCAAAUGCAGAAUCUUGAAAUGAUAACAACUAUGUGACCGGAGGCAGGGCGCGACGUCGCCCCUUGGAGUGAUCGCUGGCCGCCCAUUCACGAUAGCGCCCUCCGCAGACGACCUCUAAUCUGGAUUGUAUAUACUAUUCUCCUGAUUAUGGUUUUCAAUGCGUGACUGGAUUACCUGGACUAAAUACUUAGUAAAGUCAGACUGAACUGUGUAAAUGAACUUUUGUGAAGUUGAAAUUUAUGGUUGUUGAAGAAAUGUUAUAAAUUACUCGUUUAUUAUAUAUAUACUUAUGUGUAAUAUUGAUUAUUUCUCAUUGAAGCAAAAGAAUAAUAAAUAUAUUGAUCGUUCAGCACAACACAUGUGCUGAACGAGUAUCUAAUCAACAAUAGUUCAACUUGUUAAUAACCAUUUAAUUCACAAUUAAUUUAAAAUAAAUUCUUUUACGUCUAUUAAACUAAGUUAAAUUGAUACUGACAUUGUAAUUACUUUGAAUGUAAAUAUUAUUUAUUAUGUUAAUUUAAAAGAAUGUUAAAUUG
Molecule: messenger RNA, 1832 nt
Organism: Hyposmocoma kahamanoa
Lineage: Eukaryota; Metazoa; Arthropoda; Insecta; Lepidoptera; Cosmopterigidae
Product: cell adhesion molecule 1-like
Exons: 9
Coding region: 1-1332 (443 amino acids)
Cellular component (GO): neuron projection
Source: RefSeq, a predicted model, not a curated record